This is a messenger RNA of Phacochoerus africanus (Common warthog), 2712 nucleotides long. It is a transcript of the gene CHURC1, whose product is annotated as churchill domain containing 1. The transcript is spliced from 4 exons. Gene Ontology annotation, biological process: positive regulation of DNA-templated transcription; multicellular organism development; fibroblast growth factor receptor signaling pathway. The record is from RefSeq and is a predicted model, not a curated record. Gene Ontology annotation, molecular function: zinc ion binding. Lineage: Eukaryota; Metazoa; Chordata; Mammalia; Artiodactyla; Suidae. Bases 75 to 413 code for a protein of 112 amino acids.
AACCUUCUUUGCGCUCUCGCGAGGUUUCCUCUUCUCGGAAGCACUGGAGGACGUUCCCUGUUAACGGCUUCGCGAUGUGUGGGGACUGUGUGGAGAAGGAAUAUCCCAACAGGGGUAACAUCUGCCUGGAGAAUGGAUCUUUCUUGCUGAACUUUACAGGCUGUGCAGUAUGCAAUAAGCGGGAUUUUAUGCUGAUCACAAACAAAUCUUUCAAAGAGGAAGAUGGAGAAGAAAUAGUUACCUAUGAUCAUCUGUGUAAGAAUUGUCAUCAUGUAAUAGCCAGGCAUGAGUAUACGUUCAGUAUCAUGGAUGAAUUUCAGGAGUAUACCAUGCUGUGUCUGUUAUGUGGUAAAGCUGAAGAUACUAUCAGUAUUCUUCCCGAUGACCCCCGACAAAUGACUCUGUUAUUCUAAGGAUCCUUCUGCAGUUCUCUUGUAACGGUGUUGUGUUGGUUUACCAUCCAGCAAGCCUCAUGGUUUGUCUAACCUAGUUUGUAAUGGAAAUUAUUUGCAUAUUGUUUUUUUCUGCCUAGGUUUACCUGUUCUUUGAAAGAAAAAGUAAUUUAGGGGAUUGUUCUCUAGAGCUGAGCUCUUCUGCUAAGGUUCUCAGUGCGCAUCAGUGCAGCUAGAAUGAAGCUUCUUUGUUAGAGGUUAGGUGGCUGAAAAAGAACUAGGAUGAGAGCACAUCUAGUGCCCAUAUCUUGGUUCCAAUAAGAGGAACUAGGACUCCUCAGGGGAAUGACUGAGUCUAGGACUGGGGCAGUAAAUGUGAAAAAUGAGCUUGGAGUAUCUUGAGCCACAAAAAGGGAAGUGCUCAAAAGAACAGUCACAAUUUUUGGGAGUAUGUCAGAGGGACAGGAGAACCAGCUGAAGGGGCUCUCGGUGACCAACGUUGGAAAAAUUUGAGCAAGAAAAUAAAGUAGUAUUGGAUUAUAACCCAAACUAUAAAAUAAAUAUUCAUGAGUCCAUAUGGAUAUAAAUUAUUGAGUAAAUACAUAAAUUGGAGAGAAUAGACAACUCUCCCAUGCAAAAGAAUUUCAAAUAAUGUAUGUAGAUACUCUUCACUCCUUAAGUGUGGGUUGGCAUAGUGAUUUCCUUCCCAAGAGUGUAUUAUGGAAAGUGGGAAAAAGAAAUAUAUGACACACACUAGCUGAGUGAUCAAGAUGAACAACAUUGAUGGUAAGCCAUGUUGAUAGCAUGUGCCUGUGGUAUGAUGUGAUGAGAAUGACACUUUGCCUUUGUGGUCUUCCUCCCAAAAACCUAUAACCCCAGUCUAAUCCUGAGAAAAAACAUUAGGCAGAUCCCGGUUGGGAGAUAAAUCCCACUUGAAGAAAAUACCUGACAAGUAUUCCUCAAAACUGUCAAGGUCACUUAAGACAAGGAAGUCUGAGCAACUCUCACAGCCAAAAAGAGCCUAAGGAGACAUGACCAUUAAAUAUAAUGUGGUGUCUUGAAUGAGAUACCAUGCCAGAAAAGGGACACUUGGUAAAAACUGGAGAAAUCUAAAUAAAGUGUGGACUUUAGUUAGUAGAAAUAAAUAGAAUGGUUGCAGUUGCUCCAGAGGGAUCUUAGAAUAACUUACCUUGCGUUGUUGAAAGAACACCGGUUUGGGUGUCGUAAACCUUGGUAUUCAGGCCUCUGCCCUUUGGUAGCAGUAUGACCAUUAAGCAAGUCAUACUGUGGACUUUAUUGUUCCCUUUCUGUAAUUGGGCUAAUAAAACUUGAUAUCCUACUUCCUUCAUGGUAUUGUUAGAUCCAAGUGAAUAUUGAACGUAAAAUGCUUUGGAAGCCAUGUACUAGAUAGAAUGAGAUAAUUUCAGUUAGUUCUUAUUCUGAGAUCAAAACCUAAGGGUCAGGCAUGAAAAACAAAAUUGUUUCCUAUUUAUAUCUCAGACAUUCUGAACUGAGUGAGCACAGUUGUUGAUAUCAAGGGAAAGCUUUAUUAUGUAAGAGGAAUAAUGAUACUAGCUGAGAUUUACUGAGGACUAAGUGCCAAGGGCUUUUUAAGCACCUGUUUAAUCCACAUUAACAAUUCCCUGAAGUAGGUACUAUUGUCAUCCCAAUUUUAGAGCCAGAGAAACUAAGGCACAAAGAAGUUAAGUAACUGACUCCAGUCACAGAGUUAGUACAGUGACUCCCUCUUGACAGUAGUGUUCAGUACACGUGAAGUAUCCGGGCGGGUCUGGCAAGGUUAGGAAGAGGUUGAGAAUCAGUGACAGCACUCUGGGGAAUCUAGGCAUGUCAGACAAAGAUUUAUUAUUCAGAAAAGUUAAGACAGCUGUUCCUUAGGGAUCAGUUGUUUAUUCCUGGAAAAUGUUUUCCACUUUCUGCAAAUCUAUAUCUGACCUGCUGAGGAAAUCGUUUGUGAAAUUCAUCCAGAAGGCAGAGAAAAUGUUUCAUUACUUUAAAUAGCAGCACUAAGCCUGUUAUAGUCUCUGAAUUGUCCCUUCUUGGAGUUUGCUAGUACUUCCAAUUUAGUCAUUUGGGAGCUCAAAAGUAUGAUUUUAUAUGCCCCUCCUGAUAUCCUCAUCUCUUGCAGAAUGUAUAGUUAUCUCUUUUGGACUAUGUAUUACAAACAUUUUAAACAUAAGAUCGUAUCCACAUAUUUCAUUAUUAUUAAACCAACAUUGUACUUACUAUGUUUUGCAAUACUUCCUUUAUCAUCUUCUAGAAUUCUUCAUGGACCUAAUAGAAUAAAGACUUCUUGAAUUCA